AUGGCGCUCAGCGUCGGUGUGCGGCGCCUCUCGUGCCUGCCGGGCCGCGGCGAGCGGCAGGUGCAGCUCAGCUUCCGAGGUUUCACCCAGAAGACGAGGAAGGUGCGCAGCGGCGCCGAGGCCGUCUUCGGAGAGCUCUUUCGCUGGCCUCACUACGGGAAGCUCAUCAUGGGAGAGGUGCUGUGCGUUAAAGUUUACAACUGCAGCAAGGUUUUCAGUAACAGGCUUCUUGGUACCCUCGUUCUCAGUCUUCAGCAUUUGAUGACAUCUGGAAGGCUGAUCCUCCGAGAGGCCCUGGUAGACAGGAACCACAGCGUCACUGGUAUCUAUAUUGAGCUGGAUUUGCGUUACCAGCCCCCGGAUGGCUCAGCUGGAACCUGGGUUGAAGCUGACUUUGUUUAUCAGAUGAAAGACAGUUCAGAAUUAAUAAUCCGCAAUCCUGGAUUUGAGGAGCCAGAGGCAGCUGAGGGGCAGAGAGCUAGUGAGCUGGACAGGAAGGCCGCUGCACUGGGCAGGAAGCUGGUGAAAGGCCUGGAGACCGAUGAGGAAGAGGAGGAGGAGGAAGGCGAUUUCUAUGAUGUUUCUGAGAUGGAGGUCUCUGGCAUUGUCUUCAGCCCUGUGAAAAGCCGCUCCAGGCUUUGCUCCAGAUGGGACCUGUUUGCCACUCCAACCCCGCAGAGCUUCCAGGUUGGGAUUAAUAUCAUUGAAGCGCAGAAGCUGGUGGGGGUGAACAUUAACCCCUUUGUGGUAGUGAAGGUUGGAGAAGAGAAAAGACAAACGGCAACGCAGAAGUCUACAAACUGCCCCUUCUACAACGAGUACUUUUUGUUUGAAUUCCAUGAGCCAAGGGAAGUUUUAUUCCAUAAACUCAUAGAGAUUUCGGUUUUUCACUCAAAGAAGAUACCGUUCCUGGGAACAUGCAUAGGAACAUUCAAAAUGGAUGUUGUGACAGUGUACAGCCAGCCAGAUCACAGAUUUUUCCAGAAAUGGGCUGUUAUCAGUGACCCCACGGACACCCGGGCAGGUGUGAAAGGCUUUGUGAAGUGCAACAUCUCCGUCACUGCACGUGGGGAUGUUGUGGGCUCCCUUCCCACCUCCUCCAGCAGCCAAGAUGAGGACAUUGAAAGGAACCUGCUGCUGCCUAAGAGAGUCCCUGCAGAACGACCCUGGGCCAGGGUCUGCAUCAAGCUGUACCGUGCUGAAGGCCUGCCCAGCAUGAGCGCAGGCAUCAUGGGUGGUUUCUCCAAGAUCAUAGGGGAGAAAAAGGUCUUUAUAGACCCAUACGUGCAGGUCUCGUUCUGUGGGCAGCAGGGGGAAACAUCUGUGGAGAGCAACACCACUGAGCCUGAAUGGAAUGAGCAGAUCAGCUUCAUUGAAAUGUUCCCACCUCUUGCCAAGAAAAUAAAAGUCCAGGUGUUGGAUGAUGCCAAUGUUGGUGAUGUGGCCCUUGCCACACACUACAUUGACUUGCAGCAGAUCUCAGACCCAGGCAGGAAUGGCUUUAAUCCCACGUUUGGCCCAGCCUGGGUGAACCUAUAUGGCUCCCCCCAGAACUCAACACUACGGGACAUCCACAAGGACCUGAAUGAGGGCAUGGGCGAGGGGAUCUUCUAUCGUGGUCGCAUCCUCGUGGCCAUCACAGUGGAGAUCUUCAGCAGCCCCAGUGUGACAGAGGGGAGGCUUGCGGACAAGACGAAAGGUGCCCUAAGCAAACUGAAGCUGAAGAAGAGAAGUAAAAAAUCCAAGGAGAAAGCCAAAGAGCUGAGCCAGCUGCAGGGAGAUGAGGAGGCUAGGGGCUCUCAGGAGACUGAGCAGCCUGGGGAGGUCACUGUGGAGGUGGAGGAGCUGCAUCCGCUCCCCGAGAAUGCGCUGGGGAGGAAGGAGGAAUUCCUCCUCUUUGCUGCCUUCUUUGAAGCCACGAUGAUGGACUCCUCUCUCAGCUCCAAGCCUGUCAGCUUCGAGGUCUCCAUAGGAAACUAUGGUAAAGCUGAAGAGGUUGUGACCAAAGUACCUAGAAAAGGAGGGAAGAAAGAAGGGAGAGAAGAAAAGCAGCCAUUGCUGGACCCCAGUUCAGACAGUGAACUGGAUGUUGAAGUCCUGGCCCCAACUUCAGCAGCACAAAACAAGUCAGUGACAAUGAGCCAGAAACCAGAGCCUAUGGAGUAUGAUAGGUCGUACAGCUGCCUGCCCAUGGUGCAUGAGAAACCCUGCGUGUAUGUAUGGAGCUACUGGGAAGAUCACACCUGGAGACUCUGCAGUUCCAACUGGAUUGUCAAGCUGGCAGAGCGUCUGGAGCAAGGACUAGAUGAUGUGGAGAAGCUCAUGAGAAGGCCAAAGGCUAAAGCAGAAGAAAGACUCCAAGAGGUGCUGGAGGAAUUUGUAGCUGGAUGCAGGCAAUAUUCACUCAAUGCAGAGAGAAAAACCAUGGCACAUCCAAAUAACCUUGACAGAUGUCGGACAAAAUACAUCAUGCGGAACAUCAUCCUAUAUGCGAAGCAGGGGCUCCGUGUGAGGAGGCGUCUGACUCGAACCAACAUCAAGGAGAAGGUUAAGGAGACGAGGAGAAUCCUGGCAAAGCUACGCUUCUUGGCUAAAGAGCCCCAGUGUACCCUCCCCGAUGUUCUCAUCUGGAUGCUCAGCAAUAACAAGCGCAUAGCAUAUGCAAGAAUUCCUGCACAGAAUGUUCUCUACUCUGUUGUUGAAGAGGAGAAAGGCAAGGACUGUGCAAAGAUCCAAACUGUCUUUUUGAAGGUCCCUGGCUCACACAUUGCUGAGGUCUUUGCCAAACUGGAAAUCUAUAUGUGGCUUGGGAUAACUAAAUAUGCAAAGAACUGCACCGCAGAGUUGCCUGAGGAGUUCAAGCAUCUCUCGGAGAGUGGACAGGAGAUAGCCCAGCUCUCAGCAUAUGUUCCUCCCAGCCGGCUCAGCAGGGACGACUUCAGCUACUUCCAGCUCCGAGCCCAUCUGUAUCAGGCUAGAGGAAUCCUCCCUGCAGAUGACAAUGGCCUUUCAGAUCCAUUUGCAAGAGUGGUAUUUUCAACUCAUUGCCAGACCACAAGGGUGUUGGAGGAGACACUGAGCCCGAUGUGGAAUGAGCUGCUUUUGUUUGACCAACUUGUUAUUGAUGGGAAAAGAGAGGAGUUGAAAACAGAGACCCCUGUUGUUAUAGUCAAUCUCUUCAACCACAAUAAAUUUGGCUCUCCUGAGUUCCUUGGCCAGGCCUUUGCUGUCCCACAGGUGCAGCUGGUUGAUGAGCCGUACUGCAAACCUGCCCUGCAGUUCUUUGAUUUCUACAAAGGAACCAAAGCCGCAGGGGAGCUCAUUGCUGCUUUUGAGCUGAUUGAGCUGGAUUACAGUGGCUAUUUGGAGCCAACAGUGCCUGAGGAUGUGGAGCCCAAGGAGCCUGGCUACCUGGGAGACCCUCGUGCUGGACGGUUCAUCAUCCCUGAAGGCAUCCGGCCAGUGCUGAAGGAGUUUCGUAUAGAGAUCCUGUUCUGGGGCUUGCGGGACCUGAAGCGAGUGAACUUGUUCGAGGUGGAUCAGCCUCAGGUGAUCAUCGAAUGUGCUGGGAAAAAAGUGGAGUCAGAAAUUAUCAUGACCUACAAAGAGAAUCCCAACUUCACCGAGCUGGUCAAGUACAUGGAUGUGGAGCUCCCGGAGCAGGUCUACCUUCACCCUCCCCUCAGCAUCUUCGUAGUGGAAAAACGGGCAUUUGGGCGCACUGUGCUGGUGGGAACACACAUUGUGUCCAAUGUGAUGAAAUUCUCUCCUAGAGAGCUGGAGGAGGAGCUGGAAGAUGAACCCAAAGCUCAGAAAGUCUCAUCUCGGUCCCUGCCCUCUCAGGCUGUGAUAAAUGUUGGUCUGACAGCUGGGAAACCUGGUCCCAGCACUCUCCCCCUGAGUCUUGUGAAGGCCCCUUUGAAGAAAAUUCCUAUCAAUAAGCUUAUAAAGAAAAAUGAUGAAUAUGAAGAGGAGAAACCAGAGUUGGAAGAACUGGAUUGGUGGUCCAAGUACUAUGAGUCCUUAAAGGAGCUUGAUAACCAGAUGCGCAGUGAUGAGGAAGAUGCUGAGAAUGAUGACCUUAAUGAUACAGAUGGAGGAAAUUUAAAUGCAGCCUCCAUUGACAUAGAAGCAGAAGAGGAGGUAGCAAUUGAAGCUGAACCAACUCACCCCAAGAGGAAGCUCAUUGCCACACUUCAGAUCUACAACUCUGAGCUGGAAAGUGAGUUUGAUAAUUUUGAAGACUGGCUGUGUAUCUUCCCCCUUCACCGUGGCAAAACAAAUGAGGAUGAAGAUGGAAAUGAGGAUGAACAUUUUGUGGGGAAGUACAAGGGCUCCUUUCACGUCUAUCCUACUGAGGAAGCUGGUGCAGAGCACAAAAUCUCCCAGGGCAUUCCAAGGAACAGACCCAUCAAAGUUCUUGUAAGAGUUUAUAUUGUUAAGGCUACGAACCUGUCUCCAGCAGAUCCCAAUGGCAAGGCAGACCCUUACGUGGUGGUGACCGUGGGGCAGGAGCAGAAGGACACAAAGGAGCGAUACAUCCCAAAGCAGCUCAAUCCCGUUUUUGGAGAAGUUGUGGAGCUGACAGUCUCCUUUCCCAAGGAAUCAGAACUCACUGUGGCAGUAUUUGACCAUGAUCUAGUUGGAUCAGAUGAUCUGAUUGGGGAGACCAAGAUUGAUUUGGAGAACCGAUUCUACAGCAAACACAGGGCCAACUGUGGUGUGGCUUCACAAUAUGACACAAAUGGCUAUAACAUGUGGCGAGAUGCCUUCAAGCCCACACAGAUCUUGGAUAGUUUAUGCAAGAAGAACUCACUCCCUGCAGCAGAGUACAGAUGGGAUGAGGUCAAAGUGAACAAUCAAGUCUUCAAAGUGCCUCCAGAGGCUUUUCCUGAAGAGGCCUUUGUGAGGAAUGAAAGAGGAGUGGCAGAUGAGAGCUGGUCAGUGCAUGAUGAACAUAAGGCUUUAUAUGUCCUGCAACACUGGGAAGAGAUGCCAGAAUAUGGGUACAAGUUAGUACCAGAGCAUGUGGAGGUUCGUUCCCUUUACAACCCAGAGAACCCUGGGCUUGUGCAGGGCUCCUUGCACAUGUGGAUUGACAUGUUUCCAAAUGACGUCCCUGCACCACCUCCUGUCAAUAUCAAGCCACGACUGCCGAUCAGCUAUGAGCUGCGUGUGAUUAUCUGGAACACAGACGAUGUGAUCCUUGAUGACAUCAAUCCAAUAACGGGAGAGCCGUCCAGUGAUAUCUACGUCAAAAGCUGGAUAAAGGGGCUUGACCACGACAAGCAGGAGACAGAUGUUCACUUUAACUCCUUGACCGGGGAGGGCAAUUUCAACUGGAGGUUUGUCUUCCGCUUCAACUAUCUCCCAACCGAGAAGGAGAUCACCUACAAGAAGAAGGAUUCUGUCUUUUCCUUGGAGGAAUCAGAAUUUAGGGAACCAGCUGUUCUGGUCCUCCAGGUCUGGGAUUAUGACAGGAUUUCAGCUAAUGACUUCCUAGGCUCCAUUGAGCUGAAGCUGCAUGACAUGGUACGGGCAGCCAAGAGCUCAGAGCAUUGCAGCAUCAAAAUGGCCAAGGAGAAUGCCACACCUCGCUUCUCUAUCUUCCGAAACAAGCGGAUGAGAGGCUGGUGGCCCUUCAUCAAACUCAGAGAUCAAGAAGAUGAGGAGAGAGAGGCCAAUCAGAAGAAGAAGAAGAAGAAGAAGAAGUGGAGUAGCUCCAUAAAACCAGAGGAUGUUCAGUUCACAGACCCCAGCGGGAACAAGUACUUUCUGACGGGUAAGGUGGAAGCAGAGUUGCAGCUGUUGACUGUGGAGGAGGCUGAGAAAAGUCCUGUUGGUUUGGGCCGAAAAGAACCUGAACCCCUCGAAAAGCCAAACCGGCCAAAAACAUCUUUCAACUGGUUUGUGAAUCCCAUGAAAACCUUUGUAUUCUUUAUCUGGAAGCGGUACAAGAAGUACAUCAUUGUGCUGUUCAUUGCUGCUGUUCUGACUGUCUUCCUGGUUCUUUUGAUCUACACCAUGCCUGGAUACAUUAGUGAGAAGAUCAUUAAUGGAUAAAUGCUCUCUAGAAAAGGAUUACUCAAAGACAGGGGUGAUUAUUGCAAGAACCGAGACUGGAACAAAAAAUUUAAUAAAAGUCUACAGGUGCUCAGGCAACCUUUGAGUAAGAUGCUUGGAAAAAAGUGCCCUGUCAUUGGGUAGUUGUGUUUCAUGCAAAGUACUCAUGAGAUGUUAAGUAACCAAGUAAGUAAUAUAUGAGACAAACUCUUUGGAGGACCAGUUACAGCUUCAGGAUAAAUUUGUUCUUUGUUGAACUGAGAAGGGAGGGGGGGAAAGAAUUGGAAAACUAUGAUGGCUGGGGCUAGCCACACAGAUUUGGCAACUGAAACCAGCUGUUGUCACUGGGAGUAGUUCUGGCAAGGGUGAUGAUACACAGAGUCACCUCCUCACAUCGCUGCACCUUCCACCUAUGUUCCAGCUUGACAAUAGGUCUUGGGUACUUCCCAGGCCUCUGCCUGAAGAAUUCAAAACAGCUUCCACAUGUUAUAUGGGAGAAGGUAGACCUUGUAUAGAGUCCUAGUGGAGGUGGGACCCAGAAGACCUCUGAAGGACACUCCCUGGGGUGCUGCUGUAGCUACUUGGUGAAGGAGAGAAGGAUAA
Molecule: messenger RNA, 6666 nt
Organism: Rhea pennata
Lineage: Eukaryota; Metazoa; Chordata; Aves; Rheiformes; Rheidae
Product: fer-1-like protein 4
Exons: 45
Coding region: 1-6063 (2020 amino acids)
Biological process (GO): plasma membrane organization
Cellular component (GO): membrane
Source: RefSeq, a predicted model, not a curated record